AUGGAUGUACCGCGUUUAAUUGACGAACUUCGAACCAGACCCGCACUAUGGGAUACAAGAAAUGUUACAAAUAAAUGGCGUUAUUCGAUACCGGAAUUAUGGAAGGAAGUAUCCAAUGUUGUUGGCAGCGAUGUCGAACAAUGCAAGCGUAAAUGGAAGAAUUUGCGCGAUGCUUAUCGUGCUGAAGUAAGACGCGCCGAACGUCGCGUUGAGAGAGACAAACUAAUGGGAGAGUAUGAUCCGAAUGCCAACUACAACAGUAAAUGGGUGUACUUUGAGCCGAUGAGUUUCAUUAACGAUUGUAAGCGUCCGCAUUAUUCAUCGGCCGUGGAACACGAAAACACAAGUUCCAAUGACGAAGAGACCCCUGGCGAUGGAAUACAUUUUCAAAAGGAUUCCACAACUCGAAUUCGGUUAAACGAAAAUGUUGAACAACGUGCUGAUGCUGAAUAUGACGAUAAUAAUACCAGGGGAGUUGGUGGCAAUGCGGAUGAUGAUGAUGACGAUGCCGUUAACGAUAUGCUAUUUGAAGAAUUUCAAAGUAUUGCCACACCUCAGGCUGCCAGACGCCUAUCAGUCACACUAUCACUCGCUAAUUCCCUGGAACAAAAUCUCUCGAAUAGUUCUCUAGACAAACCAACAAAUCUAUUAAAACACCAUCCAACAUCGGCCGGUGAAGGGGGACAAAAAGACUGCAAAUGUCCACCAAAAGGGCGUAGUGAGGAUCGUGUACAUUUCCUCGAAGAUCUCGAAAAAGAGGAACAAAAACUUAUUAAAUCGACCAAACGUGAUAUUAAUCGGGCUUUGAGUCACAUCGGCGAUUCGGAUUAUAAUUUCCUGGUUAGUUUUUUGCCACACAUGAAAAAAAUGACAGAUUUGCAAAAUUUACAAUUUCGUGGACGAAUGUGUGAUUUGGUACUGAGUACCCUGGCGCCAAGUAUGUCGCGACACAACUCUCCUGCCCCACCACCAUUAACCCCUGCCCCUAUUGUUAAAGUUGAGUGUGGCAACAGCAAUGCUACUGCCUUACAACCAGAAUCGACAACAAAUCAGGAGAAGAAUUCAAGUAUCGAACUUGAUAAUGACAUUGAAUUCUUUUCAGAUAACAUAUAA
Molecule: messenger RNA, 1113 nt
Organism: Musca vetustissima
Lineage: Eukaryota; Metazoa; Arthropoda; Insecta; Diptera; Muscidae
Exons: 2
Coding region: 1-1113 (370 amino acids)
Biological process (GO): regulation of transcription by RNA polymerase II
Cellular component (GO): nucleus; transcription regulator complex
Molecular function (GO): DNA binding
Source: RefSeq, a predicted model, not a curated record